AGGCAAAAACACACAUACACGUACAUAUGUCUAUUGGAAAAGGAAAAGCCGCUUCAAUGUUGGGGAGCAACAGCGCGCUCAUAAGCGGCAGCCCCAAUAUUUUUUCUUACAUUCAACAAACCUUACAUUCCCCAAUGCACUACACUUACCACGAAAGUUAAAGUUAAUUUUUCAACAAUAUUUGGAUAUAUAUUUUUGCCACACGCGUGUUUACAAACAAAAUUCUAAACCGAAAUCGAAAAUGAAGAACUGAAAAUUCUGCACAAAACACGUUUCUUCUUACCAACGAGAAGACAGGCAACACAGGGUGUGUUGUGUAUCUGGUGGUUGGCAGCACUGUGCUGAAUACACACGCAAAUGACAUCUGCAGAAUAGGGCACUUGUAUGGAGUGCAAGGGAGUUGUUUCACUACCGAGGGAAGGGUGGAAGAAAAAUAAAUACAAAUACCAGUGCACGCAACAAAACGAGCGCGAUUUAGUAAACAUAUGCGCAAAGUGUCAUGCGCGGCAAGGUGGUGGAGACGAACAAACUGCACUACCAAUUUAAUAUUUAUCUUUCAAUUUUGGUUAAAUAAAAACACUUAACAUUUUUGUGUUUAACUACGAAGAACAGUUACUUUCAACUUGUAUUCUACUAAAUGUUUUGAAAAUACUUCCUAAACGCURCAAUAUGUUAUCACCUUCACUUUUAAUUGUUCACUGGGUUAUUUUUACAGCAUUGCCAAUAUAGUUUACUUUCUUCAAUUGUCAGACACCUAGAAAAGUGGAAUAGUACUUACAGCAGUGUAAAGGGCACACUAUGACCGAGUUACCGGAAAAUUUGCAAAUUGUUAAGACAGAAGGACCACAUAUACCGGAAACGGAUGCACAGCCGCGUCGUUUUAUUAAGGAGCGUCUAAAUUUGCACGUGAAACGACGUCUCCAACAAGAACAGGAACCCCAAACACAACUGCAACAGACACAAAUAAUUACUCACCCUUCUGGGAAUCAAACACGAGAAAUAGUGACAGCUGCAACACCAGCACCAGCAGCACAACAAUCUCCACAAUCAGCAAACGUGAACGUGAAUUCGACAGUAAACGACGUCACUGCGCCGACAUCAACAUCGAAAAGAAAAGAGAAACAACAACAGAAAGAACCAGCCAAAACACGGAGACCCUAUCAAAAGCGAACGGACAAAAACACCACCAAAAUACAAACACAAUCGCUGACACAAAUGCAAAUAAGCGCUGAACAUGGCGGAAGAACUCGUAAAAACAAACGUCACAAAGCACAGGGAACAUURGUAGGUAACGCAGUGCCACCGUCGGCUGGAAAUGUUGUGMAUAGUGGAAGCGCCGGUGUUUUAUGUUUAUCGCCCGGCGUUGAGGAAGGUAGUGGCGGCGGUGGUGACGAAAUGGACGGUCGAGAUAUAUACUCCCGUGAUAAAGAGAAAUGCCCAGAUAUCUUAGGUAUGGUUUUAAGUGGUAAAAAACGCGCUUUAUUGCAGAAUUCGGAAGUGAAGGAAUUUUUAGCUAAUAUUAUGUCCGCUUUUAAAAAUUAAUACGUUAUUUACGCUUUAAAUAGUGUUGUUAUAAAAUAAAUAUAUAUAAUAUUUGGAAUGGAAAUUCUUAACAAUGUUUUUGAUUUGUAUAUCAU
Messenger RNA from Bactrocera latifrons, 1637 nucleotides. RefSeq lists its product as uncharacterized. The record is from RefSeq and is a predicted model, not a curated record. The transcript has a single exon. Bases 799 to 1542 code for a protein of 247 amino acids. NCBI's taxonomy places the organism in Eukaryota, Metazoa, Arthropoda, Insecta, Diptera, Tephritidae.